CAGUUCGUUGAAAAUUUCGCACUAUUGCGAUCACUUUUAUCUCUUCGCAACGCCUCGUUUUCUCGCUGAUCACUCUCUCCUGAAGCUCCGAACACGUUCAUCUAUCUCUUCGAUUCAAACCCUACGAAAAAUAUUGAAGGAUCUAUUUCGAACUUCAAUGGAGGUCCCCUCAAGGUCACAGAUGAGGUUUUGAGGUUGGGAAUGUGGUAGUCGGAGUGACACUUAACAGAAGAUAAGCGGUGUUCAGAACGUGAUCAUAUCUGAUUAAAAUUACGUUCUGGUUGGAGCUUCUGCUUUUUACAUACCUAAUUGAAGGAAUGUCGAAGUUUAAAAAUUCAUUCAGCUCUUAAAGUUAUUCUUUGUACACACUAAAAAUUUAACUGCUGAAAUUUUUGGGGAUUGAAUUAUCUAUGCCUGGUAACGAAGUUGAAGACAAGGUUCACAAUUUUUUUGCACCAGACAAUUUGUCCCAAGGACAGGUUGUGGAUGGGAACUGGCCAGUGCUAGGUAAUAAUCCGUGGGUUGGAAGCCAGAGUCAUCUUGUUGUUCCAAACUCCAAGUUGAAAAAUUACAAUCUUCAGCUCUCAGAUAAUGAGAGAGGACAUAGCAGCCAUUCUUUGCGAGUGCCACAUGGCUUGAACUUUACACAAUCUUCUUAUAGGCCAGAUUUUGCAAAAAGUCAGUCUCGAAGCCCACAGACAAAUUUGAAUGGCUAUAUUAAUGAACAACAAGUAUUCCAGACAAGGCAGAAUGAAGCUAACUUUCUGGGAGUGGAUACAGAAUCUGAUCAGCGUAAUGUAACAUCGGGAGGCUUAUCCGUCUAUGAUUCACAGCAAGUGAAUGGUCCUGAAUAUCAUACAAAAGUCUCAGUUGGGCCUGAAACAUCUGAAUCUCCCGUUAGUUUUGAUUUUUUUAGUGGUCAACCGCAGAUGAGCAUCCAGCAACUGGGCAUGCUUCAAUCCUUACCUCAGCAGCAAUCUGGGUUUAGUGACGUUCAGCUACUGCAACAACAACAAAUGUUUAGGAAAAUGCAAGAACUUCAGAGGCAGCAACAGCUUCAGCAGCUAGAAGCAAGGCAACGGAAUUCAAUGAAUCAGUUCUCUGCCAUUGCUAAACAAGGAUCUAGCAACCAUUCAGCCGCUUUGAUUAACGAUACUCCCCUUGCUGAAACAUCUAAUUAUCCUUGGCCUACUGAACUUGCAACAGGUAACACAAACUGGCUGCAGCGUGCUUCUCCGGCUAUGCAAGGAUCUUCUAGCGGACAAAUAUUUCCCCCCGGGCAAGGUCAGACAAUGUGCUUAACGGGAUUGGUUCCUCAACAGGUUGAUCAAUCUCUUUAUGGGGUUCCUAUCUCCAGCUCAAGGGGCAAUCAGAACCAGCAUUUUCACAUCCCUCUGGACAAGCUUCCAAUGCAGCAAAUGUCAACCUGCAGUAAUUCCUUUCCAGGUAACCAAUAUUCUGUAUUGCCAGAUCAGGUUAGCAUGCAGGGUGAAAGUUUGGUGUCUGGACAGGGAUUUCAAGGUAAAAAUACAGUUGGGCAUGCUUCUGAUCAAGGUUUAAAUAAUGGGAUGAAUUUGGAGAACCGCCUGCAAAUGAAUGCCCUUCAAAGAAAUGAGUCCAUGCAGGAAUGCCACGGAAGGCAGGAGCUGGCUGGUUCAUUAGAAAAGUCACAGGAAAAACCAUUAAUGGAGGUCGGUCCUUCAAAGAAUGCGGUUGGCCUAGACCCUACGGAAGAAAAGAUUUUGUUUGGUGCAGAUGAAAAUAUAUGGGAUGCUUUUGGUGGGAGUAUCAACGCAAGUGCAGAAGGCUGUAAUCCGUUAAAUGGUACAGGAUUUUUGAAUGGUUUCCCUUCUGUUCAAAGUGGGAGUUGGAGUGCUCUUAUGCAGUCUGCGGUUGCGGAAACCUCUAGCAGUGACAUAGAAUUGCAGGAAGAGUGGAGUGGUCUGAGUUUUCAGAAUACGGAGUUUCCAACACGGAAUCGUCAGUCUUUAGCAUAUAAGGAUAGUGAAAAACAACAAUCAGUUUUGGCUGAUAACAAUUUGCAGACUGCAUUAAGUUCUAGAUCUGUUACCCUGUCAUCAGAUCCCAAUAUGAAUAACAAUUUCUGUGCCCCAGGGUCUCAGCAACUUGAACACAAAUUUUCCUACGAACAUGGAGAAAGGCUAUCUCACAGAUCCAUCCAGCAAUCUUCAGAUCAAGGAAGCAAGUGGUUAAAUCGAGGUCCUUUACAAAAGCCGCCUGCCGAAGAGAGUCAGGUUUAUGGAAAUGCUGCUCGUUCUUUAGACACAGAAAUGAAUGCAAAGAGCAAUGCUCUUAGAGGUUCUUGGACCCUUCAAAAUGGCACGUCCUCGUAUCACUCUGGGGGCCAACCACGGAAGAAACCAAAUGGUUGUAAUGUUAUUGAGUCUGUAUCACAAAGUGAACAUGCAACUUCAAAAAAUAAUGAGAAUGACAACUCUCUGCAAUUUUCACAAAGUAAUCAUCAGAAAGGACUAAUGUAUGUGGAAAUCGGUCACGUUGAUGGUAUAUGUAAUAUUGAUUCUCUUCCUAAUUCAACUGUUGAAUUGGAACAUGCCAAAUCUGCCAUGAGAAAUCCAGAGGUAAACAGAGAGGACUCUAGUUUGAAUAAUGUUGGGCUCAUAAAAAAUUCAAGAACUGCAAGGGCCAGACAGGAAACCAGUGAACUGCUUCCAAAUAGUCAUAACCUUAAUUCCUGGAGACAUGUUGAUUCUUCAAUGAAAUGUGGAGGAAGUGAAGCUUCAGGGAAACCGCAGAACAAGGGUCUUCAGAUUUUGGAGUCACCGGUGAAUAGCUCUGAUAGGGAGGCGGUCAGAAUAGAUGAGAUGGAGAACCAUGAUAAAAAGGAGAAUCCUAGUGACGGCUAUCGCUCCCACCGCAAUUCCACUGGUGGGUUGAGGGAAAAUGUUUGGUCAGAUGCAAAUGAUUCACGGAUUCUACAUGCAGGCAAGCAAAAGUCAUCUGGUCAUGCUGGUCGGAGAACUUCUGCCCCUCGUAAAUUUCAGUAUCAUCCAAUGGGAAACUUGGAUGAGGAUGUGGAACCUUCUUAUGGAACGAAACAGUCUACCCAUUCACAGGCCGUGUCCCAGCAGAUUUCUCGAGGAUCAAAAAGUCAGAGUCAAGGGUACUUUGGGCAGUCAAAUUUUUUUCGCCCCAUUCCUAAAAAAUCUACGGAGAUGGAAAAGGGACAUUUACCUGAUUUUCAAGAAAACACAACAGAGUUUGACGAGGUGCCUUCCAGAGGCAUUCUUCCAGGCUCUCUGCAUAAUAUGUCUACUCCCUUCGAUAGAUCUGUCAGCAAAUAUGCACCAAAUAGGGAUGCUCCAUCAAGUCAAAAUAUGCUUGAGCUUCUUCACAAGGUGGAUCAAUCGAGGGAAUGUGGCACACCGAUGCAUUUCAGCUCUUCUGUGCACAAUCCAUCAUCUGAGAUACCCAAAGUAGAUAAUUCUGAUGGAUCUGUCGGUCACCUUCAGAAAAAUCAUUCUUCUGCUUCUCAUGGUUUUGGUUUACAGCUGGCACCUCCAUCACAACAGUUACCUGUUCCAGAUCAUACAUUGUCCUCUCAGAGCCUUGCACAGACGAUAACUUCUGCUAGUUCAAGUAACACCACUACUGAGAUAAAAGACAAGGCUCGUACGACGUUGGCACCUGCAGCUCAAACUCAAUCUUUGUCUCCUUUUUAUGGAACAUCUCAAGGAGAAUUCAAGAAUAGUAAACUUGAUAUUUCAGGACAAACUGGCAAUGAAUCCUCACAGUAUAAUAUGCAGAGAACCUCCUCUUCAGCAUUGAAUUCUGGUCUUCCCCAUUCCAGAAGUCAGCACGUGACCAGUACGAGUGGACAAGUGACAACAAAUCGUUCUAUGAAUACACCUUUUGACAGGCUUGCUUCCCAUUCUAAAGAGGCAGAUGAUUCGUCUAUUCAAACUCUUACUGGUCAGUCUGCACCGGUAUCUUUGCCUAGUACCGUUGGCCAUAUUCCGCAUGGAGUCUUAGCCCCGCAAAUUUCAGCGGGGGAAGCUGUGCGUGUCUCCCAGCCUUCCAUUACAUCUGGGAUCUCUCAACAGGGUGCCUCCUUGAAAAGAAUACCUAACUUGUGGACUAGUGUUCCAGUGCAGCAACGUUUAUUAGGUGCCCAACCUCGCAAGGCUCCUUUGAAUUUUUUCCAUUCCAAUCAAUCAAAUAUUAACGUGGAUUCAACUUCAUGCGCUCCACAGAAUUUAGAGGUUGAAGAUUCCCGUAAAGGAGGCAGUGGCCCAUCUGCAUUUGUUGCUAGUUCUGCGAGCUCACAAGAUUUUGUCUCUGGUGAAGAGCAGUCAGAGAGAGAAAGCACCAGUCAGCGAGCUUCAUCUGGGAACAUUUUCCGUGCCGAAAAGACGUGUGCUUCUCAAGAGAAUGAAACCACUGUCAAGCAUCUCACAGAUGCAUCUCCUCUGAACCCUGCUUCAACUCAAAGAGACCUUGAAACCUUUGGUCAUUCUUUAAAACCAAAUAAUUUCUUGCGUCAAAAUUACUCCUUGCUGCAUCAAAUGCGGGCGAUGAAGAGUUCAGAGAAUGAUCCAAGUAAUAGGGAGUUAAAGAGAUUUAAAGCAACACACAGUGGUCAGGGAGUUCAGCAGGAAGCUCCAAGUACAGGACUGUCAAACGAUUACAUUACUAGGGAUGGAGAUGCAUUAGUUCAUCGUAACGCUGUUCCAUCUGGAGAUUCUAAAAUGCUAAGCUUCUUAGGUUCAGUAAAUAAUUGUGAAAGAAAUUCAUCUUCUCAAUUUGGCAGUGUACCAUCUCAGGAUAUACUUGGAUUUAGUCGGGAUGAUCCUCAGAUUUGCCCUGCUAGUAAUAAUACACCUUCUGUUAGACCUGAACAUUCUCAGAUUAGUCCUCAGAUGGCACCCUCUUGGUUUGAUCAAUUUGGAACCUUUAAAAAGGGGCAAAUGUUGCCGAUAUAUGAUGCACAAAAAACUGCUGCUGGUAAGAGUUUGGGACAACCGUUCACUCUUGGGAAGCCUUCUGAUAGUGUGCAUGCACAUAAUUCAACAGUGCAAGUAAAUGCUGAUGCUGAUGCUGAUGCAAGUCAGGUUGGUAAUACUUCAAUCCCGAUUGCAGCUGCAAAUGAGCAUUUCUUUUCUCUCCAUUCAUUGCCUCCGGAUGUCAUUGAUCAGCGUCUGGUCAUUGUGAGACCAAAGAAGCGCAAAAGUGCAACAUGUGAGCUUCUUUCUUGGCGUAAAGAAGUCACACAGGAUUCCCAAAGUCUUUGGAGUAUCAGCAUGGCAGAAGUAGAUUGGGCCAAAACAUCAAAUCGGCUGAUUGACAAGAUUGAAGAUGAGGCUGAAAUGAUCGAAGAUGGACCACCAAUGCUUAGGCCAAAAAGACGGCUUAUCUUGACCACACAGCUAAUGCAGCAACUGUUCCGCCCUCCCCCAGCAGCAGUUCUCUCUGCAGAUGCUGGUUCUAACUAUGAGAGUAUUUUGUACUCGGUUGCUAGACUAGCAUUAGGGAGUGCAUGCAGCCUAAUCUCUUGCUGGGGAACUAUUUCUCACGGGCUUCAUGACAAUAUAAACCUCUCGUCUGAUAAGCAUAAAUCUUCUGAGAGAAUUGGUCAUUGGCAUAUUUCAAAAGUCAUGGAAGACUACAUUGGUAGAGCACAGAAGCUAGAAAAUGAUUUCUUGAGACUGGACAAGAGAGCCUCAGUCUUGGACCUACGAAUGGAAUGCCAGGACCUAGAAAAGUUUUCUGUCAUCAAUCGUUUUGCCAAGUUCCACGGCAGGGGGCAAGCUGAUGGGGCUGAGUCCUCAUCAUAUCCUGAUGCAGCUGCAAAUGCUCAAAAACCUUUCCCCAAGAGAUAUGUAACUGCACUUCCAAUGCCUAGGAAUGUCCCUGACAGAGUACAAUGUCUUUCACUUUGAUCAUUGAUUUAAUUGAUUUUUCCCCUUUACUGGUCAUCUGUCUCCGCAUCCCUCUGCUACCCUAAUCAAUUUUCUUGCAAGCAAUACGCUGGCACUUGCACCAACACAAAUAGUUGCACAUCCAUAUCAUGAAAAUGGAUAUUCGAUAAGUCUCCUUGCAAGCAAUGGAGGCUGUUGAUAUUCUCUGUCAAUGCCAUAACUUUCAUUAUUGAGAAUAUAGAAAAGAGUCCUUGUACAUUUCUGAAAUUUAAACAAACUGGGGUGCCCCCAUCAUUUUUGCAGCAAAUGGGGAGAAUAUAAAUGCAGCCAUAUUUUCUGACGAUGUUCACACUUGGCCUUCAAUUAGACAUAAAUAUAAAUUCUUGUUCUUACCAGAUUGUAGCAUUGUUUUUUACUUGCAAAUUGGCCCAGGUCCAAGUUAUUCCUAAAUGAUAUCAAUGGUCAUAACGAUUUCCUUGGUUUUUUUCCUUUGUGGUUGAAAAGAUGGCCAAAUUUGUUGUCUAAACAUCCACCCAAAAACUGAUUUAGCUGCCAUAGCCUUUUUGUUGCUGUUGAACUUAUUAAACUUCAAAAUAGGAUUCGAUCCGGGCAUUUUUUGUUUUUUGCAUUGGCGUCCAUGACUUGCUGUAGGCUUCAAGUACAAGCAAGCACUUCUUAAAGGCACCGGUUGUGGUGCGUGUUUUUUUUGUUUCCAACUGCACAAAUUCUCAAGGGAUUAGUGUAAGCAUAAGCAGCGGCAGUGCAAUUUAGGAUAUGGUACUGCAACAUUUAGUCUAAUUUCCAUCUCCCAAUAUCAGAAACGGCAGACCAGAAACAUGACCAUAGCACAAAAUUGGCUCUUCUAUAAAGGCAACCAUUAGACAUGAAACACUUGCCCUUUUCACCGAGAAGGGCAACAAAAAAAAAAAAAAAAAAAAAAAAACAA
Molecule: messenger RNA, 6843 nt
Organism: Cornus florida
Lineage: Eukaryota; Viridiplantae; Streptophyta; Magnoliopsida; Cornales; Cornaceae
Exons: 9
Coding region: 411-5918 (1835 amino acids)
Source: RefSeq, a predicted model, not a curated record